Molecule: messenger RNA, 564 nt
Organism: Aspergillus japonicus CBS 114.51
Lineage: Eukaryota; Fungi; Ascomycota; Eurotiomycetes; Eurotiales; Aspergillaceae
Exons: 2
Coding region: 1-564 (187 amino acids)
Source: RefSeq, a predicted model, not a curated record
AUGCCCCUGGUUGAAUCUCUGGAUUUGCCUACUCGCCUCGGCCCUUCUCUGCCUCCAUCCAUCCUCAACAUUCCCCACAUAAACGAAGGUGCAGCCAAAGCAUGCCUCGUCGAGUAUCUGACGGAGGUGCAUUCGACCGAAUCUGCCCGUGCAGCACCGCCAGACUUGACUGACGGGGUCGCGAAGGAACUGGUUGAGCUCGGCGCAUUCUUCGCAACAGGCUUGCACCUCGGGACGGACGAGGUUACCGGUGUCCGGUCUGGGUUUCGGACCGACGUAGGCGUCAAUGUAGGCGCGCAGGAGAACAGCCAGCAUCCGGCUGAACCCGGAGAGGGAUGGGUAAUCGGCGUUUUCCUCGUAGAAUGGGAGGGAAGAGUGGAGGAAAGGGAGGUAGAAGGAAUGAAAUGUGGAUCGAUCUAUGAGGGGGGCUCCAGCGGCGAUCCUUCAGCAGAGGGUCUCGGCCAGAUCAUUGUCAAGGCUAUGGCGUAUCACUGCUUCGCCAAACGCCUCCAUCAGCGCCGUUUCUUGCCGUCUGACGGGGCCAGGCUUUUGGUCUGUUUGUGA